CUGACGAUCAAUUUAAACUGUUCAAGACAUAUUAUUUGUGUAAUUCAUUAAUACCGGUAUUAUUACAGUUAAUAAGUACCCUACUACUAUUACUACUGUUCACAAAUAAAAGUGUGCCGGGACAGCAAUAAAAUAUCGACAAUUUCGACAAUAUAUUGCGAAAUGUUUGGUCUUAUAAUUGUCUUAAUACUGAUCGCACUCUUCGUUUGGUUCUUCGCAAGACUUGAUUCCGAUAUCCAACUGGUAUUGUCUGAAAAGUUUGGGCACUCCAUCAGUGAACUCAGAGGUAAAGUGGUAUGGAUUACCGGUGCCUCGAGCGGUAUUGGGGAGGCCUUAUCGUAUGAAUUGGCCGCCAAUGGAGUCAAACUCGUCAUCUCCGGUACCAAUGGGUCCAGACUUGAAGAAGUGAAGAGACAAUGUCUCCUUAGUGGUCAACUGCAAGAGGAGGACGUCCUGAUCCUCAGCUUUGAUAUCAGAGACUAUUCCGUACAUCAAAUGCAAUUCAAUUCAGUCAUCAAACACUUUAAAAGACUCGACAUUCUUGUGUCGAACGCCGGUCGCAGUCAAAGGGCUGCCUUCGAAGAGAUUGACAUCGAAGUCGACAAAGAGAUGUUUGAAAUCAAUGUCUUUGGACUCAUAAAUCUGACGCGAAUUGUUUUGAAAUAUUUCCUACAAAACAAAAUUAAAGGGCAUUUUGUGGUCACUUCAAGCACUGCCGGAAAAUUAGGUGUUCCCAACUCUGCCUCUUACACGGCAUCCAAACAUGCAUUACAUGGUUACUACGAGUGUCUGCGAACCGAAGCCCAGGCGAAGGGUAUAUCGAUCACAAUGUUAUGUCCCGGACCUGUCUUCUCGCGGAUUCUCGAGAACGCAAUGUCCGGCAAAAAGGACGGACAGCACUCAGUGGUCACACACAGUAAGGAUAACAAGCGGUUGGACACAAAUCGUUGCGCUCACCUCAUGGCCACAGCCAUCGUCAACUCUUUGGAUGAAACAGAGGUGUGGAGCGAGUGGUUGAGACACUGGACCUACUGUUUGGCGGUGUAUUGUGUGGUGUUAGGCGUCACUCUAUCGCCGACACAAUGUCUGAGAUUUCAUUUGCAACCAAACACUAAGCGGUGCCUCAAAGAGGAGAUGCGCAAAGACGUGUUGGUGACGGGCGAGUACGAGCUCUCACCGGCUCCGGGACAGCGCACCGACCUCGCGGUGACGGACUCCAAGGGUCACACGGCCUUCGCCCGCGAGAACCUCGACAGAGGCAAGUUCGCCGUCACCUCAGACGAGGACGACAUCUUCGACUUCUGCUUCGUCUCAUACCUCCAGACCGGACACCAGACCGGACCCGAACGCGAAGUCCAUCUCGAGAUGAAACACGGCGUCGAAGCCAAGAGUUACGAAGAGUUGGCAAACGUCGGUAAACUGAAGCCUUUGGAGAUGGAGUUAACUAAACUGGAAGACCUCUCGUCGUCUAUCGUUCAGGACUUCGAGUACAUGAAGAAGAGAGAGGAAGAGAUGAGAGACACAAAUGAGUCGACUAACAAUCGCGUGCUAUAUCUGAGCAUAUUCUCGAUGUUGUGUCUGUUAGGUCUGGCCACUUGGCAGGUCCUAUACUUACGGCGCUUUUUCAAAGCAAAGAAACUCAUUGAAUAGUUUUAUACCAUUUGUAGAGAAAUUUAAGUUAACUAUGAUUUAGCCGAAACUCAAUUCAAACCUCGAGUCCAUUUGUAAUUUUUUGUCUAAAAGUCUUCAAUAAAUGUUUUUUUAAAUAAUACCGUAAA
Oppiella nova is the source of this 1778-nucleotide messenger RNA. The record is from the annotation of a GenBank genome assembly. NCBI's taxonomy places the organism in Eukaryota, Metazoa, Arthropoda, Arachnida, Sarcoptiformes, Oppiidae.